AUGGAGGUGUUAUUUUAUGUCAAGCACGGAAGGGGAUCGAAUUUGCUUGGCAUGGACUGGAUAAAGAAGACGGGGCUUCUUAAUGCUUGUGCUGAAUUUUUGAAGUCAUUGAAGUGUGAAGUUCAACCGUCAGUAUUAUUAUCAGAAGGAACAAAACUCACAGAUUUACAAGAAGUAUUGGAAGAAAACUCCGAGAUUUUUCAAGAUGAUCUGGGACAAUGUGAUAUCCGAGUGGGAAUUCAGUUGCAACCUGAUGCAGAACUCAAGAUUUGGCCGUCUCGUAGACCACCUAUCCAUUUACGCAAAGCAAUUGAAGCAGAAUUGCAGCGACUUGUGGAAAGAGAAGUUUUGGAGCCUGUCGAGACUGCGAGAUGUGCAUUUCCAACAGUAAACGUUGUCAAGGCAUCAGGUGCUGUGAGGAUAUGCGGGGAUUUUAAGCCCCUCAAUCGAUUUCUACUGGUUGACCAACAACCUAUUCCAUUGGCAACAGAUCUAUUCCGCACUCUUGCGGGUGGUAAGAAAUUUACGAGAAUAGACUUAUCGGAUGCUUAUCAUCAGUUGUGUCUGGACAAAGAAAGUCAGGAAAUUCUAGUAAUCAAUACGCACAAGGGUCUCUACAAGUACUUACGUCUACCAUUUGGUAUUAGUUCAGCCCCAGCACUGUUUCAAAGGAUUAUGUCUAACGUAUUAGAUGGUUUACCAAGGGUUGCCAGUUUUGCUGAUGAUAUAGCUUUAACCGGUGACAAUGAUCAAGAUCAUCUUCAGAAUUUAUCAGCAGUAUUACAGCGACUGAAACAGCAUGGACUUCGAGCAAACAAAAGUAAAUGUGCAUUCCUUCAACCUUCAGUGGAAUAUUUGGGUCAUGUCAUAGAUAGUAACGGAGUUAGAGCAUCUGACAGUAAGCUCAAAGCUGUCCAAGCUAUACCAAGUCCUAAAAACCAGACAGAACUUCGAUCAUUUUUGGGUCUUGUGAACUAUUUCCGCCAGUUUUAUCCUAUGAUGGCAGACGCAACGGUGCCGCUCAACCAGCUUCUACAAAAGGAUACUCCUUGGAUUUGGUCUGCACGAGCUAAGUCGGCAUUUGAACGAUUAAAGAAAAGGCUUAAAUCAUUACCAGUUGUCACUAAUUACGAUGAAAAACUGCCGGUAGGCCUAUCAUGUGAUGCCAGCUGUAAAGGGAUAGGCGCAUGUUUAUUUCAUUUUGACCAAGAUGGUGCAGAACGUGUGAUUGCUUAUGCAUCUAAAUGUCUAACUACUGCAGAAAUGAAUUACUCACAAAUUGAAAAAGGGCUAUCUAUAGUUUUUGGAGUUCAAAAAUUUCGUCACUUUCUAUUAGGAAGGAAAUUUGUGCUGAGAACGGAUCACCGGCCUUUACUGACUAUUUUCAAUGCAACAAAGGUUACACCACCAACCAGGACCAGUAGCCGAUUGACGCGGUGGGCUCUGCAGUUGUCGCAGUAUGAUUAUCAGAUAGAGUACAAGAACUCAAGAGAUCACGGCAACGCGGAUGCCCUAUCACGUUUACCAAUAGGAACGGAUGUAAAAUUUGACGAGGGUAACAAAGAAAAGAAGGAAGCAGAAAAGUAUGUUGCUGAAUUAGAAAAGCAGUUCAUCAAAGAUGGACCUAUAUAUUACCACCAGUUACAAAAGUAUACGUCUAGUGACUCUAUUCUACGGCAAGUUAUACAUUACAUUCACAACGGUUGGCCGUCACGGAUACAGGACUCAGAAAUAAGAUCUUUUGUCACGUGUAAGCACGAACUGUCAGUAGUGGAGGGUUGCAUUCUGAAGCACAAUGAAGGAGUACGCAUGGUAUUACCGAAGGCAAUUCGACCACAACUUCUUCAGCAACUGCAUCGUGCGCAUGUUGGAACUGACAGGAUGAAGCAGUUGGCUCGUCGCUACAUUUGGUGGCCAAACAUAAAUGCAGAUAUUGACAGGAUUACGAAAUGUUGUGAGGCUUGUACCUUGUACAGGAACAAGCCUCCUGUCGUUCCACUUCAUCCAUGGGAAUUUCCUCUUCACCCUUGGUCUAGGGUACAUAUAGAUUAUGCCGGUCCGUUUUUUGGUUUCAUGUGGCUAAUAAUUGUGGAUGCUUACUCAAAGUGGCCUGAAGUUGUUAAACUUCAUGUAGGUUCAACUUCAGCAAAGCAGACAGUCUGGGCACUUAGAAAGAUAUUUGCAAGAUUUGGAGUUCCCCGGCAAGUGGUUACAGACAAUGGCCGACGAAUUUAAAACAUUUUGCAAUCAGCGGGGAAUUCUUCAUUCUCGAAUUCCUGCCUAUCACCCAAGUAGUAAUGGGCAGGCAGAGCGGUUUGUUCAGACAUUUAAGCGAGGUAUUAAGAAAGGAAUGGAGGAAGAAGGAGCUCAGUUAGAGGAUGUGGUGGAUACAUUUCUGGCGGUAUAUCGUAAUACAUCUCAUCAUACGACAGGAGAAUGUCCUGCAGUAAGUCUUAUGGGUCGUCCUCUUUGAUGUGUCUUAGACUUACUACAACCAUAUGAUGGGAAUCAUUCAGACCAGCAGUUACAGGACAAAGUUAGAUUAUCGCAAGAGAAACAGAAGAAGAACUAUGACAAGAAAGCUCGUCAUAGAAAGUCAUUGGUACUUGGAGAUGCUGUGUUAGUGAGACAACCGGACAGGCAAGGAAAGGAAAUUUGGAGACCAGCUACAAUAGUAUCUGUGCUUGGAACACGAUAUUAUGAAGUUCUAAUUACGGACAGCGGCACAAGAAGGAAAGUACACAUGAAUCAGCUGCUUCAUCGAAGUGUAGGCAAACUCCCUGUGGAAGAUAUGGCAAGAUCAAAA
Corticium candelabrum is the source of this 2806-nucleotide messenger RNA. RefSeq lists its product as uncharacterized. Lineage: Eukaryota; Metazoa; Porifera; Homoscleromorpha; Homosclerophorida; Plakinidae. The transcript has a single exon. The record is from RefSeq and is a predicted model, not a curated record. Gene Ontology annotation, molecular function: nucleic acid binding. The coding region runs from base 1 to 2235 and encodes 744 amino acids.